Linum trigynum is the source of this 1352-nucleotide messenger RNA. The record is from the annotation of a GenBank genome assembly. NCBI's taxonomy places the organism in Eukaryota, Viridiplantae, Streptophyta, Magnoliopsida, Malpighiales, Linaceae.
CUCUUCCCAUUUCCGCCCCCCCCUGCUUUAAAAAUGAGCCUUCCUUCCAUCACUGAUCAGUGAUCCUAAACACAGUACGAAAAGCUAGGGCUGCGAAGUUCGUAGAAGGGAGAUCAAGAAUGGCGAUCGCGAGCCGGAAGUUGAAUCGCCAUCUCGCUCUCCAUCUCAACCCUACUACUCCGGCCAUUCACCACCGCUUCUCACCUUACCCCGCAACCUCUUCUUCUCUUACCACUCACCAUCAAGAAGUCAAGAGCCUGACCGAGUUAGAGAAGCUCCACCCACUCGGCCAAGGAAGCGGCGGCGCAGUCUUCAAGGUCCGCCACAAACCCACCCGCGCGAUCUACGCUCUCAAGAAGAUCUCAUCCUCCGCCGCCGCCGCCGAAACCCAAGAAGAGGUCUCCAUCCACCGAAUCGCGUCCUCCUCCCCACACGUGGUCAAAUUCCAGGGCUCCUUCCAAACCCCAAACGGCGACGUUUCGAUCCUCAUGGACUACAUGGAAUCCGGCUCCCUCUCCGACCACGCGAAAGCCAGCUACCACGACGCCCGCCUCCCGGAGCACGCAAUCGCCGACGUGGCGCGACAAAUCCUCCAAGGGUUCAGCCACCUCCACGCCAACAACAUCGUCCACAGGGACGUCAAACCGUCCAACUUCCUGGUCAACAACAACAACAACAACGAGGUCAAGAUCGCUGACUUCGGCGUCAGCAAGCGGCUCCCCACCCGCCUCGCCCGCUGCGACUCCUACGUCGGCACCGCCGCCUACCUCAGCCCCGAGCGGUUCGACAUGGCGGCCCACGGUUCGACCUACGACGGGUUCGCCGCCGACGUCUGGAGCCUGGGGCUCGUGUUCUUGGAGCUUUACUUGGGGAGGUACCCGCUGCUUGAACCAGGGCAGAAGCCGGACUGGCCGGCGCUGAUGUGCGCCAUUUGCUUCGGCGAGAUGCCGCCGAAGAUUCCCGAGGAAGCUUCCGAGGAGUUUAAGGAGUUUAUUGGGUGUUGCUUGGAGAAGGAUCCUUGCAAGAGGUGGACCGUUCAGCAGCUGCUCGGCCACCGUUUCAUCGUUCGACGUCCCGAAGAAGAAGAAGAAAGGACUCAAGGAGAUAGCUAGAUAGAUAGACGAGAAGGAUUCUUUUUGUCAUUAUUGAUGAACUGUAAUUAAUUAAUUUGAUGUAAUGUAAUAGAACUACGUAGACCUGAUCCUCCGUGUUGAACUAUGUAAAACGGAGGUACGUAGGCAGCCCUAAAGUUACCUGGGUCCGGUCUAAAAUAUUGUUACAAAUCCAAAACUCUGCUCUACAUGCAUUUUUGAAGCUUGGAGCUUAGUUGUUAAUUAAGUUUGUACUUUGUA